ACUCCACUUAUUGAGUCGCUCCAGAGUCUCCAAAUUGCUCCAGACUCUGGAUUUGGGCUUCUUCAUGGUGAAUACCAUACAAAACUAUAUGGGAAAUCUGAAAGAAUUCUAAAUAUUUGUAUCGUUAUAUCAAUUCAGACAGGAAUAUGUGGAGGAUAACAGAAGAAGAUUUUAGAACAAAACUUAGUACUGAAGAAAUAAUGUAUUAAUAAUUUAUUAAUAAUUAAUUCUUAACUUUCCUCUCUUGACUCACAAAUAGUGUAGAAUGCGAAUUCAAUGUGAGGGAUAUUUAUAUUUAAAAAUAAGGAGGAACUGAAAGAGACAAUUGUAAAUAAACAACGAAAAUAGAAAGCACGGAAGUGAUAAGAGAAAAAAGACGAAUAUUAUCAAAAACAUUAGUUUUUCGAUUGAUAAUUCGACUGAUAUCGUUUAAUGACUGAUAAAUAUUAUCAGCAUUAAUGGUUCUGGCUGUGGCACAGAUGAUAACAUAGGUGCUUUCCAUUUGGUGAUCAGUCGACACAAGUGUCAUUCAAUAUGUUUGUACUAAUUGAAUGCCGAGAAAAAUAGAAUGAUAUGCCACAUGUGUGUCGAUUUGUGUCACUAAAUUUAAAACAUUCUCAAUUGUCCUCAAUAAAGUUUACUUAUUUGUUGAAGUACUUGUGUUAUAUUCAACAUGGCAACUGGCGAUGACAGACGUAUCGCUCUAAUAACAGGUAUCACCGGGCAGGAUGGCUCUUACCUAGCAGAGUUCUUACUGGAAAAAGGAUAUGAUGUGCAUGGCAUUAUCAGGCGGGCCAGUUCAUUUAACACUGCACGUAUUCAGCAUCUUUAUGAGGAUCCAAAAUGUCAUCGACAAGGCAAAAUGAAACUGCAUUACGGUGACAUGACAGACUCCAGUAGUUUAAUCAAAGUCAUUAGCGCGAUACAACCGACAGAAAUUUAUAAUCUCGCAGCACAAAGUCAUGUUAUGGUAAGCUUUGAAGUAAGCGAAUAUACUGCAGAAGUAGACGCAGUAGGAACAGUAAGAAUAUUGGACGCGAUACGUACAUGCGGCUUAGAAAAAUCUGUAAAAUUUUAUCAUGCAUCAACGUCCGAACUUUAUGGCAAAGUACUAGAAGUUCCACAAACUGAAAAGACACCAUUUUAUCCACGCUCUCCAUAUGCUUGUGCAAAAUUAUAUAGCUUCUGGAUAGUCGUAAAUUACAGAGAAGCGUAUAAUAUGUUUGCAUGCAACGGUAUAUUAUUCAAUCACGAAAGUCCGCGAAGAGGAGAAAAUUUUGUUACAAGAAAGGUGACGAGAUCUAUAGCGAAAAUACAUUUAGGUCUACAGGAUGUGCUCGAAUUAGGAAAUUUAGAUGCAAAACGAGAUUGGGGCCAUGCGAAAGAUUAUGUAGAAGCAAUGUGGUUGAUGCUCCAACAAGCACAACCGGAUGAUUAUGUCAUAGCGACAGGAGAAGCACAUAGCGUGAGAGAAUUUGUAGAAGUGGCAUUCCAAUAUGUAGAUCGUACAAUUAAAUGGCAAGGCGAAGGCGUGAAUGAGACGGGACAAGACGCACAAACCGGUCAAAUAUUAGUUCGCAUAAAUCCGAAAUUCUUCCGUCCAACCGAAGUGGAUGUACUUCUGGGUGAUGCAUCAAAAGCAAGAAACAAAUUCGGAUGGAAACCAACAGUUACAUUUAAGGAACUUGUAAAGGAUAUGAUGGACUCUGACUUAGAAUUAAUGUCAAAAAAUCCAAACGCUUAACAUUAUUGCAUUGGAAUUGUGAUACAAUCAGACGCAUUUAUCAUUUUGUUUACGAAGCGGCAGUAUUGAAAA
This is a messenger RNA of Trachymyrmex septentrionalis, 1816 nucleotides long. It is a transcript of the gene Gmd, whose product is annotated as GDP-mannose 4,6 dehydratase. The record is from RefSeq and is a predicted model, not a curated record. Gene Ontology annotation, biological process: GDP-mannose metabolic process. NCBI's taxonomy places the organism in Eukaryota, Metazoa, Arthropoda, Insecta, Hymenoptera, Formicidae. Gene Ontology annotation, molecular function: GDP-mannose 4,6-dehydratase activity. The transcript has 7 exons. Bases 674 to 1744 code for a protein of 356 amino acids.